GUUGUCACUUGUCCGGGAUUUCGCGUAGUCGUCCGUCGUCUGUCGUAUUUGUAAUCAUUCACGGUAUGAUGGUGAAAAAGUGACAAAAAAUAAUGAUCAUUGUAAUAAUGACAUAAAAAUAAAGAUUGUAACAGCAUACUAUGAUAAUGUGUGAAAUGAUUGUAACGAGUGAUCAAACAGGACAGUAACAAAUGAUGUAACAUGCAUCGGCAUACCGGCGAAUAGAAAUAAUGUGAGGUUAUGCAGGUUGUCCCGAAUUUAAAUGUUAAAACUUGGGAAACAUGUGGAAAAUCGGCAAACUAAAAAGAAAAGCCCCUUUUGAGAGAUUUGUUCGUUUUUGCUUCGCAAAAAAUCGCAAAAAGAAUAUGAAAGAAUCAUCUGACAUUAAGCUGCGACACACAUCUGUAUCUGCAGGAGAAGAAGCAUGUUCUAAUGAAUGAAAUUUGUUACAUCAAAAAUGACUGAGUCCGGUCUGGAAGCAGGCUCGAUAAGUUCGCACGAGAUUACGUCUGAGAAUUCCAGUUUGAACUGUGAUGUGAUGCAGAUGACAGAAUAUUCCUCUACUGAAGAUGAUGUUUCUGAUCGAAUACAUACCGAAGAAACAUGUAACAGUCAUGAACCACUCUUGGCAAACGAUGAAUAUUGCAAGUCUUUUAAUAAUGACGAUUGUCGAGCUGCAAUCCAAUCCGUAUCAAAUAAUCAUAGUAAAACGCAUUCAACUCUUCAAAAGGGAUAUCAAUUAGCGGAUACUUUAGAGAAUAUUCAAGAGACAAGACUAAACACCGAUGAGAUUUUUCAAUACAAAGGUCGAGAAUCAAGCGAAUCGUUUCAUAAAUUAGACUAUGAUAAUGAUGAAAACAAAUGCUUUGAAUUUAUUAAGCCUGUCUUUACAGAAAAUAGUUACCAUGAAGGAACUUCCAAAAAUUGUAAAUUGGAGCAAAAAAUACAGCCUGCUGUUGAAGAAUUAGAAAGUACAAGGGUUAAAGCAUUGGACCAUAUGCAUCCUACUGACAUGACAGGUCAUAAUAGUUGCUCUACAAGUGGUUCUUAUUUUAUCGAUGCAUCUACUCUAAAUGAUGAAAUAGACAUUGUAUCUACAAAUGUAACGAAGAAUCAAUGCACUACUAAUAGUCAUCCAUCGUUACCAUACUUUUCAGUUUCUUCAAAUUAUGUAGAUUGUACAGCCAAUAGAUCGGACGGUACAGUAGAAGGGCAGUCACAUAAUUUUACGUCAGUUAAACCAUGCAAAUCGACCGUGCAAACUCGUGAAACUUGUGAGCAAACGACAGAAUUUGAACGAGAACUAAAGCUCACUGAAUAUUUGCAACUGUCUUGUAAGUCACGUAAAGCAAAGCGAACGGAUACCGCAUUGGAAGAAACAGCAGAUGCAAACAAGCUUGCAAACAAAGAGUCAUUGAUCGUAGAAAUUAAGGAGGCAGACAGUGGGGAGAGUGCACAUUCCUCUCCAUGUCCUGAUAAUAGAAAAAUAAGCAGCGAUCGAGAUAAGAAAAUGGAAAAGUCAACUAACAUUAAAACAAUAGGAGGUGAAAGUGAAAGCAACUGUAUUGCGAAUGAGAGGCAGCAAUCGAUGCUCAUCAGAAGAAACACGUUUGAACUUGAUUCCAACGACGAGAAAUUAUCCGUUUUGAGACAAGAAUAUGAACGUCGGCAAGGUAGUCUUGUUUUUCAAAGUGCCAUUCCACAGUAUUCAGGACACCGUGUAGAUGGAGAUUCCAUUUGUCAUGCAUCUUCCGAAGCUCCUCCGAUUACCGAGUCAUUGAUUAGUUUCGCAUCUGAAGUACAGAUUACUUCUACUAAUACUCAUCGUCCGAUGUCGUAUUUAUUUGAGGAUUACAAAUACGAAAUUAACCAGAUAGAAACGCAAAAGAGUCCUUUAGAAAAUAACUUGAACAGAUCCUGCACGAUUUAUCCUGUAACCAAAAGUGCCAGCGAUAAAUCAAUCAUGAACUACGAUGCAGAAUCGGACGACGUAUCGAAUUGUUACAGCAAUAGUUUACCAGUUACUUUAAAUUCUACCUUAGAGAAAAAUGAUAAGAUGGAACAUAUAAAGAGAAAUAGACGAGAUGAAGCUACUCCGAUUAUCUCUGGUGGUGUUAGCACUUUGGAUUAUUUCAAGUGUUCGGACAGUCCGAUUGUGCGACGUAAAACGGAAUCUACACCAAUCGUGUCAGGAGGUUCCGUGAUUAUGCAUAAUCCUGAGGUCAAAGCAAAGCCUCCUAAAAUGUCUUCUUCUUUGACUGCUUGGGUAGUUGACAUGAGCGAUUGCAAUGAAUCGAAAUCUCAAAGCAAUUCUCAAAGUAUGUCGCAAAGUUUUUCCACUUCCGGAACUUCGAAAACUUCGGAAUUUUUACAAAACCCCAAAAAUCACGAAAAAUGUGGCAGUUUGGGUUUUUUUGUCAAUUUAAAAGAUAUUAACGAUGUUGAUCUUGGCAAAGGCAAAGGCAAAGGCAAAGGCAAUCGUUCAUCUGAAAGAAAAAAUCAGAAUAGUAAUAGUAAGCCCUACUGUGAAUUUUAUAUAGAUAUUUCUGACAAAAAUAACGACAUUCAAAUCAAGCUACCAGAGAAACAAGAUAUAAGCGUGAAAGACGAUAGUCAUAAGAAAAUUGGGAAAAAGAACAUUUUUUCAAUGUUCAUUGAUUUAAGUGACAAUUGUGAAAGCAAUAGGGAUGUUGCUCACAGGCAGAACUUGUCAAUAGUUGCUAAUAAUUUAGCAGAUAUUAAACCGGAUGAUAAUAAUUCCAAGAUUAAUAAUUUACCAAGAGAAGAAAGAAGGGAGAAAAUCAAGCCUAGUGUUUUCAUGUUUAUAGAAUCUGAUUCUCCUAUAACGAGAAGGCGUACACUGUCAACUUCGCGAUCAACACUCAAGCGACAUUCAUGGAAUCUGGACAAGACUCAAUCGGCAAAUGACGGUUGCGUAGCGAAAGAGCUUAUGUUUAGAAAGGAACACAAGCGCGCACAUAGCAUGUCAAUGGACAAUCGUAAUGACUUGAAACAGUUCCAAGCUACGAGUAAUUCCAACCAUUCAUUGAGCGACGCAACCAAAGCAGAAGCUUCGGUUACAGAAUACGAUAAUACGAUAAAUUUUAAAGCUUUACAAGAACAGGAAUAUGAUUUAAACAAUAUAGCUACGUCAUCGGAGGAUGCAUCCGAGUUUGAAGUAAAAGAUACUCCGCCCAAUUCUCACGUGGAAAUUAAAAACGUUGAGGAACUGCGCGUCAAUGCAAAUUCUCACGAAUACAAGAUUUCCGAUUACGUAGAAAAUCGAAAAAGUACCGAGACAAAAAUUUAUAAAAAUCAGCUUUCGGAAGUUUCCGUCUGGAGAAAAACCAUGGAGAACAGAGAAGAAGAAAAUCGUAAAAGUGAGACAUUCGAUAUUAGCAGUGGUGAACAUUCUCCGGACAGUGAUAAUCAUGAUCACUAUGACUUGCCUAACUUGCUAAACGGUGCAAUUUCAGAUAUCAAUAAUAGAACGCAAAUAAUCACCGCAGGAAACAGCAGCAAUAAGAUAUCGGAAACUUGUAAAUCAUUGAAUGAGACUAUUAAGAAGAUAGAAUGCGAAUUGAAGGAACCGGAAUAUAAUAAUACAGAGCAAGUAUAUGAUUGCUAUCCAUCAAAGAAUGACAAAAUUUCUAGCUGCAAUUUAAAAAUUCGCGAUUCUGAUAAGAAAAAUUCCUGCAGCUUUGUACGUUUGUCAGAUUUGGAUGUAAAGCCGACUGUUAAUCAUGCAAUGAAUGCCUUGAUGGUGAAUGAUGAUAGAAGCAUGUAUCAGAGUAUCAGCUUGAGCAACAGUAUUUCAGAAACGUCAUGGAUAGAGAACAAAUUGGGGACAACGAGAAAUAGUUCAAUCAAACCGGUUUCUAAGAAACUUGUUUCUGUCAUGAGCACGUCACUUCCUUCCAACAAACAAAAGUCACCAGCUGAGAAUUCCAUCUAUGAUUAUGAAGGGGAAGAGAUUAUUUCCGAAUCUGAUCUUAGCAGCAUGCAAAGUAGUAUGGGACGUUCUGGAGCCGAUGGAAGCACGGAGGAAACCGAAACAUCAAGCAUACUUGGAACAAAACCAUACAAUAGAUUGGGCGAAGAUUUAUUGCGGAUGUUCUUGGAAGAAAUUAAUCCUGACAUUACUAUAGAUGUUGCUGGUCAACACAUAAGAGCACAUAAAUGUAUAUUAAGUUCUCGUUGCCAAUAUUUCGCUGCAAUUCUUAGCGGCGGAUGGGUCGAAAGUGCAGGCAAUAUUAUUCCUUUGCAAGGGUAUUCUUAUAAUGCAGUUCAUUUUGCAUUAUGUCAUAUCUACAGUGGGGAAAGUAAUAUACCAGAUUCUAUAAGCAUCGUUGAAUUGGCAACAUUGGCUGAUAUGUUGUGUCUAGAAGGUCUCAAAGAAGUUAUAGGAUAUACACUUAAACUUAAAUAUUGUCACUUGUUUCAUAAGCCUUGCCAAGUGUGUGCUGUUGGAGUGUUGGAGUGUAUGCCAUUAGCCGCAGCAUAUGGCUUAGACGAAGUAUAUAGAAAAUCACUUAGAUGGAUCACAAAACACUUUGUACGAAUAUGGCCAUGCAAAGCAUUUGCAACUCUUCCGCGAGAACUGAUGGAGAAAUGCUAUCAUCAACAUAUAGUUCACAUGUCCUCUGAUAACGUACUCCAAACUAUGAUGGAUUGUGAUAAAUUAUUGGCGACUUUGCCGAAUGUUCGAUGGGCAGAACCCGUAUUUCGGAUGGUAUCGAAUCUACUGGAGACUUCAGUCAAGUUCUUGUCAGAAAAUUUCACGGGCGUCCUUGGAAAUGAAAAUUUUCAAAUGCUUGGACACGAGUUAACGUGGAAUAUUAGCCGCUUGGAGGAUAAUUUUUUAGCAGCUAUCGAACAAUUGCCACCCGAACAAGCAUGCAAAAGUUAUUCUAAAUUGAAUAAAAUGCUACUCGCAUCGCAGACAGAUAAUCUUCAAGGCAGAAAGUGGGGAUCGUUAUUCAUUGAUUUUCUGCAGAAAAUUCAAAGUCACGUGGAAAAAUGCUUAGUACGUGACGCGACGCGUGCCGUAAGAACUACCGCGUGGUUGAAAAUGGAUCUGGAGCUUCGCAGGAGAAUACAAGAAUUGGCUUGUCUCGUAAUCUUACCUCAUGAAACUUACCUCAAGACACGCACAUUCAAACGUUCGAACAUCUCAAAGGAAUCAAUUGUGCAAGCCAAUCGCCCGAUGCUAACACGCAACUUAGACUUAAAACGCGUAAAAAUGGCAAUUUCGGAGCACAACGACAAAACCUUAAAGCAGGUCUCAUCAUCCAAAGAGAUGAAAAAAAUUUUGUGCAAAUCGAAAACGGAUCCACCUGAACGUAAGAUGCAAGAGGAUAAACAAAUUACUGUUGAAACAGUCAGGCCAAAAUCAUGGCCCAACAAAAUAGAGGUAAAAUCGAGAUAUCUAGAACCAAGAAAUAAAUCUGCCGCUAAGGAAAGCGUAUCUGCAACACAUCAGGAUAAGAUGAGUGUGCAACGACGCAAAGUCAUGAUUUCUUCGUCCGACUCAUCACGCACCGCUAGUCCAGCAAUGAAACGUGCAACAGAUAAAAAGCCACAACCCAAAACGAAGCUAUCAGUGAAGAAAGAUGUCGUGAAGGCGCUCUCGUCAGACAGUUUAACGGAAGCAAAUGCGGUUCGAAUUGGUAACAAGAGAGAUUUGAUCAGCAAGAGCUGCGGUAUCACGAGACCCGAAUCACCUUCGUUGAAACAGAAAAACAGUAAAAUAGAUUUAUCAAUUGAUUCCUUGGACAUACAGAGCAAAGCAUCGGCAGUUUCGAAAAAAACGGCAAAUAAGAUCGAUCCAUCUGUAGCAGAUAGUGUCACGAUGGAGGUACCGACAAAUACCCUUAAACCCAGUACAAUCAACAAGCUAUCACCUGUUUUGACAAAAGCCAUGUAUAAAACGCAGGUUUCUGACAGGACGAAAAAAGGUUCGCCGCCAACGCAACAAAAGAAUUUGACCACUACAAGACGACCUCCGAGAUCUCUGGAAAGUUCCACUGCCGCUAGUCGCAGUAGGGCGGCUGCUAUUAACAAUAUGUAUCAUGGUUCACCUAGUUUGCGCAGAAAUUUAUUGGACGCUGCGAGAACGCCAGAUGUCUCUGUCAAACAGGUGAAUACAACAGCUUCUCUCAGGACGCGACAAAUUUCGCAGACGAAUGGUUCUCCUAACAUGAGAAGAGACAAAAAGGAAGUGCAAAAUUCUCAGAGUUCUGACAGCCCCAACAAGAAAUUGUCUCCAAAAUCCGGUGUUGUUAACAGAAUCAACAAGUCACUAAUUAGUGGAAAAAGAAAUGUUACUGGUAAAAUUGAUGAUAAAAUUAAAAAAUGCCAUAAUGGGGAUGCGCAAAAGCAGCCUACAGUAGGUUCAAGAUCCGGUACAUUUCUUAAAGACGAGCCUACGGUACUUAAAAGGGCGGACAUUAAAUCGUCGCAAAUUAAUAUUUAAUUUCAUUAAGAAUUUAAUUCUAACAGUGAGAGACGUCUGCGCAAUAUUUGGUUUUCAGCAUUGUUUACCAGUCAAUAAGAAACAAUCACACGCACGCGCAGGUACGUACACACACACACACACACACGCACACACGCAAAAUGAAAGAGAAGCCAAGAGAGCUGUUGCUAGAUUUGUGAAGAGUAGCGUGUAAAGUAUCCAUUCCUCUAGUCAAGUAUAUAUUAGGUAUAUUCAUAUAAUUGAUAAAAGCACAAUUGGAAUUAUUAUUGUUAUAUUAAUAUGCAUAAUUAUUUCAUUAUUCAAAUAUUUCAUAAUUUUUGCAUUAUAUCAAACCGAUAUUUAUAUAAAAACCUGAGGUAAAAUGCAUUGAAUACGCAUAUUAUAAUAAGUCCUGAUUGUCGCUAGAGAAAAUAAUUUAAUCAAGAAAGUAUAUAAGAUUAUAGUUAAAAAGA
Molecule: messenger RNA, 6927 nt
Organism: Ooceraea biroi (clonal raider ant)
Lineage: Eukaryota; Metazoa; Arthropoda; Insecta; Hymenoptera; Formicidae
Molecular function (GO): protein binding
Source: RefSeq, a predicted model, not a curated record